CCCGUCCUAGCGUACAGGGGAAGACCCAAAUAGCCUUUUAUGUAAUAGGCGAAAAAAAGCAUUCGCUCCCUCUCCGGUUCUUUCCCCCUGUGGAAGGAGUGGGGGGGAGAGAGAGAGAGAGAGCGCCAUUGUUCCUCAGAAAUAAGAAGGGUUUAGAGAGGUGGAGAGAGAGAGAGAGGUGGAGAGAGAGGGAGAGAGAGAGCAUGUCGUUGGGUUACGCGGAGAAGUUAUCGUACAGAGAAGAUGUGGGCACGGUGGGAAUGUCGGAGGUUUUCGACCCACCCGACAUUUUGCAGCAUAAGAUUGAAGAGCUCGCAAUGAUGAUACAAAAGAGUAAACAUGUGGUGGCAUUCACAGGGGCAGGGAUAUCAACUUCCUGUGGGAUACCGGAUUUUCGCGGGCCGAAGGGUGUUUGGACUCUUCAGCGUGAAGGAAAGGGUGUGCCUGAAGCAUCGCUUCCAUUUCAUCGUGCAAUGCCGAGUUUGACUCAUAUGGCUCUAGUGGAAUUGGAAAGAGCAGGUAUCUUGAAGUUCGUUAUCAGUCAGAAUGUAGAUAGCCUUCAUCUUCGAUCAGGUAUACCGAGGGAGAAACUUGCUGAAUUGCAUGGAAAUUCCUUCAGAGAAAUUUGCCCCUCUUGUGGAAUUGAGUAUCUUCGAGAUUUUGAAAUUGAAACCAUUGGGAUGAAAGACACAUCAAGGCGUUGUUCUGAUGCAAAGUGCGGAGCAAGGCUAAAGGAUACUGUCCUUGAUUGGGAGGAUGCUUUGCCACACAAGGAGAUGAAUCCUGCAGAGAAGCACUGCAGAAUAGCUGAUGUUGUACUAUGUCUUGGGACAAGUUUGCAGAUAACUCCUGCAUGUAACUUGCCUUUGAAAGCUAUCAGGAAUGGAGGAAAGAUUGUUAUUGUAAAUCUGCAGCCUACUCCAAAGGAUAAAAAAGCCAAUCUUGUGAUCCAUGGGCUGGUUGAUAAGGUCAUUGCAGGUGUCAUGCACAUUCUUAACCUGAGGAUUCCGCCAUACAUCCGAAUUGACUUUGUCCAGCUCAAUAUUUUGCAUUCACCAAGAAAGCAAACUUAUGUUAAAUGGACCCUGAGGAUUACAAGCAUACAUGGACAGAGAGCGCCAUUGCCCUUUCUUAAUUCAGUUGAGGUUUCUUUUCCUGAGAGACCAGACAUGAAGUCUGCUUUCCUGCAAAAGCAGCCAUUCUAUUUGAAGAGGGAGACGUCAAGAAAAAGACCCUUCAACAUGAUGUUGACAUUCAACUUUAGUGAUGGAUGUGGCUGUCGGUCUGCUACUAUCGAAUGGCCAGUUGACUUCCAGGUAAAAAGUGCCAGUUUUAUUCUCGAUAAGAAUGCGGUUCUUCGGGAGCUGAGGGAUGGUGCGGAAAGGAGAUCUCUCUGUGGGCAACAUGCUAUUUUGGAGAGAAAGGUCCAACCCCGUUCAGAAGUUGGUGUUAGUGCUGUUGUGACGAAUAUUGUAAGGUAUAAUAGCCCAGAAAAUGCUGAUAGAAAAUCUGAGACUGCUGUAAACCGCAAGUUUGGGAUCAAACAGUGCACCGAAGAUGCUAAUGGCUACUCUACACCUCCUGAGAAGAAACCCAAGUUACGCUGAGUGCCUCGUUUCUUCUUGUUCGGGGCAUAGGAUCAAUAACUUAUUUAGAUUAGAGACACACCUUGAUUUAGUUUUAGUACUAAUGGUGGCAAUUUUUUGGUCUUUUUACGGAGGCUGAGCUGAAUUUUGUAUGCUACACCCAGUCUCCAUUUGUACAUAAGAUGCAGGGCAGGCAAGGAAGAGCGUCUUAACGUAAUGUAACUAAACAGGGCCUUCAGGCACUUCGACUUGAAAUUAUAUACAUGCUGUGUUAAAAUAUGAAGUGAGCUUAACUUUGUGUAUUUGUUGGAUUAGUAGGACCAUUUCGCGAGUGGAAUGUA
Messenger RNA from Ananas comosus (pineapple), 1927 nucleotides. RefSeq names its product NAD-dependent protein deacetylase SRT1. NCBI's taxonomy places the organism in Eukaryota, Viridiplantae, Streptophyta, Magnoliopsida, Poales, Bromeliaceae. The transcript is spliced from 14 exons. The record is from RefSeq and is a predicted model, not a curated record. Gene Ontology annotation, molecular function: NAD+ binding. Bases 204 to 1607 code for a protein of 467 amino acids.